Molecule: messenger RNA, 4201 nt
Organism: Phragmites australis (common reed)
Lineage: Eukaryota; Viridiplantae; Streptophyta; Magnoliopsida; Poales; Poaceae
Product: putative E3 ubiquitin-protein ligase RING1a
Exons: 10
Coding region: 2489-3931 (480 amino acids)
Source: RefSeq, a predicted model, not a curated record
CCUGUCGUCUCUCACCUUCUCCGACCUUUCUCGUGUCGUCUCGCGUGGCCGUCGAGGCGAUCCAACGACCUUGUCGCCACCUCGUGUCUCGUGCGCUAGCCGCUAGCUCCAGUUCGUAAUUGCUGCACGCUGGCCUCCGGCAAGGCACGUGCCCGAGCCGGGGAGCUCAGGGGACGGUGGUAGAACAAUGUGCACGAUGAUUGCUUCGUUCCGAUUGUUCGUAUUUGGUCUGUGACCUUUGACGUCGGGCGAGCUAACCACCAGCUAGCUGCAAGAGAUAUGGAUCCUGCAGAUAGAGACAUUGAACGCGGCGUCGGGCUUUCGAUGGUGUGCAUGUUCCGCCAUUGUGAGUGUUUUCAUGGGGACGGCACGGCCGUGGCGGCGAAUAGCAGGAGCAGCAUCGAUCCUUAGCCAUCGUUAUUGUGAUGCUGCCAUGGCGUAGCCGCCGAGGCCCAGACGCCCAGUCACAUCGUCUGCUUGUCCGUCUAGCUUACGUUGUCCGGCCUAUCAGGUUCCCUGUAGACGGGCAAGCGGCUGUGAAUUGCAAGCUUCUGCGCCAUUGAUAUGUGGCUGAUCAAUUUGGUUUCUAGUUUACUAUAUAUUUGGUAAAGUUGAAACUUAUAAGAUUUUGUUGUAAAGCUGUUUUUCUGAAAAACUACUUAAGACUUUUGAGAAAAGUUGUUAGCUUAUGGUUUUAAUUUUUAAACUUUUAGCACACAACUUUUAAAAAUACUACUUUCAGUUAGGUUAUUAAUUUUUAGUUCAUUUCGUCAAAAACUAGCUUAUCGUUUUUUCAAAAAUUAGCAUAAGCGCAGUCUAUUUAGCAUAACUUAUGGUUUCUAAAAAACAUUAGCUACUGAUAAAACUAUGCCAAACAGGGCCUAUGGCUUCUGCUAGAGGAUGCUUCUAGAAUUUGGAUUCUUUUUCUCGUGAAUAGCAAGGUACUCUGCAACUCUAUGCACCGUGGACUAAAAUUCAGUGUUCUUAUUUUAAGUAGAAGCAUGAGGGUUAGAGGCUUACAACUAUACAACUACCAAUCACAGUAAAAAACUAGCAACAACUAAUGAAAUUAGCAUAUAGAUUUCCCUCUAAGAAAAGAAAUAAAUUAGCAUAUCGUUAUCAGCCAGCCUAACAGUAGCCUAAUGAACUGAAGAGUUGCAAACGGGAAACUACAGUUUGAACCUCUACACCACCACUUGAUAAUUGGAAGUUUCAACGCCGUCAGUACUUAGGAGUAGAGUUGUGUGAUUGUGAAUAUAUCUCAGUUAGUGCUGCAUCUUCUGAAACAUUCUUUUGCAUGCCUAGCUUCUUCAGGAAAAGGAACUAUUUUAUGGUUCCAGUCAUCCAGUGCAAAUGACUUCUAUUCUUUUGCAAACGACUUCGAUAAAAUAGUGUGCAUUCCAUCGUAGGAACCGUUGGCUUGAUUCGACUGAAGUGGUAGCCCUUUUUUUACUUACUUUACUACGUUGGUGACUUGCACAGUUCCACUGACCGCUGUUGCUAGUUGUUAGAUCUGAUAUAUCCUGCGUAUCAAAAUUGGCCAGUCCCCUGUUUGUAAGCUAUGCAUACUGAAGACUCUACGAUGUGUUUCAUCUUGUGUGAUUUCCCUUCCAAUGAGCUCUACAAGCUGACGAACAUAGAUCGAUUUGUCAACGGGUCAUGGAAGAUCUACUCGACUGAUCUCCGGCGGCCGCUGGAGAGGGUUGGCAGAGUGACGGCAGCCGGCAGGGUGAACAAUGAAGAUUGACGACAUCAGUUGACUGCCCUGCGCGGUGAGGUAGGAGAGUGCGAGCCCUCUUGUGGGUUGUAAGCAGCUUACAGAUGCCGGUAUAAGCCAGCGGCCGGGCUCUGGCUGCUCGCUGCAGUGGGGAGGCGGGGAAGUCGACGCUUCUGCGGCAAACAACGAGCACAAAACCGGCGACACGGCUGGGACUAGCCUCGCGCGUGUUCUUCAAUCCCAGUCUCAAUCUCAAACAAGAACACCUGUGCUCACGUAACUCAUGCGCCGAGCGGUGUGGAAGUACCGCUAGGCAGCUGGCACGACCGGAGUUGCAUCUGCCAGCCCAGGAACGCCGAACGCGGCAGGCGAGGCGAGGCGGCCUUGACGCCUGCAUGUCCCCUGCGUCGCUUGCUGGCUCGCCUGCCCCCGUUCUCUCGCGCGACUUCCUAAGCCAGUCGGAGCGGAAGCAGCAGGCGCCGGCCCCCCACCCGCAGGCAGACAGAUAGACCCGAGUCAGCCGACUCACCGCAACACGAACACCUCUCCUCUCGCGAGCACAGCCCCUUAUUUAUUUUCCUCUUUCUCUCCGCCUACCUUCCAGGCUCCCGCACCCACCUGGUCAUCUCCCACCUCUCUCAAUAUACUACCCUCCCGCUCCUCCCCGUCGACCACACCGCCUCCCCUCCCAAGUCCCGGACGCCUCGCGAGGGUGGCAACCACCGCCUCGCCGGAAUCCGAGAGCCGAGAUCCUAGGGGCAGAAGGCCAGAAUGCCCGCGCAGAAGCGCCGGCUACCUUCGCCGUCUUCGAAACCCCGCGACCACGCCGCGGCUCCCGGCGCUUCUACCGCUUCUGCCGGCGGGGGAGGCGUAGGAGAAGGAGGAGGGGGACGCCUGCCGCUGCCGAGCGGGGGCACCGCCAAGCGGAGGUUGUCUGACCCGAAGCCGCAGCGCGCAGACGACGAUUCGGAUGCGGAGGAUGGCGGCGGCGCGGACGAGGACAGCGAGUCCUCGCAGAGCGACGGCGGCAACGACGAGUUUAUAAUAGUGAAAUUAGCAGAAAUACGGAAGGAGGUCCAAUGCCCUAUCUGUUUAGGCAUUAUCCGGAAGACAAGGACGGUUAUGGAAUGUUUGCACCGAUUCUGUAGAGACUGCAUUGAUAAAUCUAUGCGGCUAGGAAACAAUGAAUGCCCAGCAUGCCGCACUCAUUGUGCAAGCCGACGUUCUUUGAGGGAUGAUCCUAAUUAUGAUGCGCUGAUUGCAGCCUUAUAUCCAGACAUUGAUAAGUACGAGGAAGAGGAACUUGCUUUCGGUGAAGAGGAGAAGACUCGGAAUAAAAAGAUUCAAGAAACCAUUGAGGAAACAUUUCAAAGGCAGUCCGAGGCAAUUGGUAAGAAGCGUUCCACAGCAAAAGCAACUGCUACUGCUUUUGCAAGGAAGUACAGGAGAAAUAUGCGAACACGAGGGAGAGGUAAAAUGGUUGCUCCUGAUAUUGCCCCUACUGGCUCCGAUGACGAGGAUAAAGAAGAAGAAAAUGACAAUGAUGCCACCAGAGAGUCGUCUUCCGCAGAUGAUCAUUCUCCAGAUUUAAGGCAGAAAAGAGGUAGGAAGAAAUCUGUAUCACAAUCUUCACCUGCUAGGACCAUUGGCAGCAUUGACCACGGCUUCGAGGAGAACAAUGAAUUAGUUGGUGGAAAAGAAAUUUUGGCCACCUCUCCAUUGCAGGGAGAGAUGCUUGCAUGGGGAAAAAAUGGUACACGAAGCCAAACUCGACAUGGCAGUGCUGCUGGUUCAAAUGGCAGGAUGGCGAAGGGCGGACGCAUUGGAAAGUUGGUUGAUCACCUCCGUACCACUGAUGACAUGGAUAAGGAGUUCUACUUGUAUCUUGUUCUCCUUCCUCUGGAUGGACAAAGCAUACCUAACUUGGAAAAGCCCUAUCUAAGUUGUCGACCAACCUUGUCCAUUCGACAUCUUGUACAGUUCAUUGCUCUUCAAUUGUCUCGACAAGUCGAAGAACUUGAGAUGUACACAAGGAUGGACCACCACCAUGGGAGUGUUGUCUCGAAGGAUUCCAGUACAGGUGAGGCAAAACUGCGUCCAUUUAAUGGAUUGGAAAGAUUGCGGGAAGAUAAACUUCUUUCGGAGCUUCACCCUUCAUUUGCCUCUAGUAAUGGUGAUCUGGAGUUAUUGUAUGCUUUGAAAACUCAAGGCUAGAUCAAUUUUGAUCCCUAGCUAUCAAUUUGUGAGGUCACUGUUGGUACGGUGGUGCUGCAAGUGAGGUCUGCAUCCGGUGAACGGCUGUACGUAAAAAGUAUUCAAUGUGCAAAAAUGUUGACGAUUUUUUUUUCUCAUGAGUUUUUUUUAGGUUAGGUUUACCAUCUUUGUAAUAUAUAAUGAACUGGUUAGCUAAAGCCCACAGUUGGCGAAUCAAGGUAUCUCCUUUUUGCUAUUCAUUUAUACCAGCUGGUGGGAUGUGAAGUUGAA